UCAGGAGAGAACAAGCUAGCUAGCGCCUCCGGUUAGCCGCCGCUUGUCAGUUUAUUGUUCCCCGACAAGUUCGCAGCGAGACACCCGCGAGCCCCGGGGCGAGAGGAGCGUUGCAUUGUGGGGUCGCGAGGUGGACCCGGAGGUGCGUUGUUGUGUGUUCGCGGUGGUCGGGUCAUGCAUUUCAUCACUGGAGCGACGCACAAACUUCGCUAACUCCAGCUAGCAUGUCGCUGCUGUGUUGUUGUUAAUCCUCCAGCUCGACUCGGCGCUGCUGCUGCUGCCAUACUCCUGUGCUGAAUCAUGAUCUGUGCUCGGUGUCCCUGCUCGGCAGGCCAAGCCAGUGCAAGAUGCAUCCCAAAAGAACUCUGAGAUGGAUGAAUCCUGGGACUCUCCCAGUGAGGAAGAGGAAGCUCUGUAUGGCGCAUCACCUCCUUAUAACCCCCGUCAGAUGAAACGCAUGUCUGGCAAACAUCAGAGGAACAGCCAAGCAAAGACUUCUGGACGAUCUCCCAACAAGGCCGACCUUACCCCACCUGUUGUGAAAGAGGGUCCCAGGCCAGUGGAAACCCCAGAAGAACCCAACUACAAGCACGGCAAGAAGCAGAGGGCCACACUGCGCUCCACAGAGAGAGACCACAAGAAGACAUUUGAAGGCUCCUUCAUGCUGGAUCCACUCUCAAAGUCCAGCCCUUUCAGUGCCCUCAACAUGGAUCCAAGGAAGCAUUACUUGAGCUUAGGCUGCAGCAGUGGCAAACUGCCAGUGUCUAUGCCCCAUAUUGCCCGGACCCACCGACAGACCUCCAGGACUGACUGCCCUGCCGACCGCCUCAAGUUCUUUGAAACUCUGCGCCUGCUGCUAAAGCUCACGUCUAUGUCCUCCAAGAGGAAGGAGAAGGAGCAGAGAGGUCUGGAGAACAUGGCCUUCAUGGGUCACAACAACGAGGUCAUUUGGUUGGAGCUGCAGGCUUGGCAUGCACGCCGCUCCACCGGUGAUCAGGACCUUUUUCUUUUUACUGCCCGCCAGGCCAUCCCUGACAUCAUCAAUGAGGUGCAGCACUUUAAGGUCAACUAUGAUAGCCUGAGAGGGGCCCAGUGUUCAGGGUCUCAAACAAUCCCGGGGGACUGUCACAGCAUCCCAGAUCUAGUCUGCGGGGUGGAGAGAGAGCCUGGUGUAGCAGAGACCAACCACUGUGGAGUAGAUCCCUGGGGCUUUAGUGCAUGUCCCUCGACUGCAUUGAAUGCAGCCGAGCCUCUGGGCUCUGGCGCUGAUUGCAGGGAACACCUUCAGCGCCAGCGGCUGGCUUUUGAGCAGGUCAAGCGGGUGAUGGAGUUGCUGGAGUCUCUGGAAGCUUUGUAUCCCUCUUUGCAGGCCCUGCAGAGGGACUAUGAAAAGUACGCAGCACGAGACUUCCAGGGCAGGGUGCAGGCGCUCUGUCUGUGGCUCAAUAUCACCCAGGACCUCAACCAGAAGCUGCGCGUAAUGGCCACUGUGCUGGGCCUCCACGAUCUAUCCCGUAUCGGGUGGCCUGUCUUUGAGAUCCCCUCACCUCGCUGCUCCCGUGGCAAUGACGAAGAAGACAAUGAGAGAGAUGAGGAGAAUGACUCCACAGCCACUUUUACAGCAGAGAGUGAAGGGGAGGACAGGGAUGCUGAGGAGGAGGGGGAAUUUGGACAUGUAGCAGAUGGAGAGUUGUCUCCCUCCCUGACUCCUAAAUUUGCCCGCUUGUUGUCAGAAGACGAGUUUCUCCCAACUGCCACUGUCGGAAGUGCAGAAGCAACAGUGGGAGGGGGAGUGUUCUGCCCCACAGCCAUCUACAGACCGUUUGUGGAUAAAGCUCUGAAACAGAUGGGACUGCGUAAACUGAUCCUCAGACUGCACAAAUUGAUGGACCGCUCUCUUCAGCGGGCCAGAGCGGCGCUGCUUCGCCACAUGCCUGCACUUGAGUUUGCAGAAUUCCCAGACCCCAUGCUAUACAGCGACUACCUGCCUGAGCUGUCACGCCACAUGUCCUGCAGUGGUGCGGCUCACCCGGAGCUCAGAGCAGACCAGGUGUCCUGGGAGGAUUUGCUGGACAUGGACCUCCCGUCUUUCCGGCCUGCGUUCCUCGUGCUGUGCAGAGUUCUCCUCAACGUCAUUCACGAAUGCCUUAAACUGCGACUUGAACAGAGACCUGCCGGAGAGCCUUCACUGCUCAGUAUCAAACAGUUGGUGCGUGAGUGUAAGGAGGUUCUUAAAGGUGGUCUCCUGAUGAAGCAGUAUUAUCAGUUCAUGCUGCGCGGUGUGGUCGCCGAUGCUCAGGGCUUACAGACCAAUGCCAAUAUUGAUGAGUUUGAAGAAGACCUUCACAAGAUGCUGAUGGUUUACUUCGACUACAUGCACAGCUGGAUCCAGAUGUUGCAGCAGCUCCCCCAGGCCUCUCACAGCUUAAAGAACCUGUUAGAGGAGGAGUGGCACUUCACCAAGGUCAUCACUCCUUAUAUCCGUGGAGGGGAGGCCCAGUCUGGGAAGUUAUUCUGUGACAUCGCUGGGAUGUUGCUAAAAUCCACCGGGGAGUUCCUCGAUGCAGGUCUGCAGAAAAGUGGUAAUGAAUUCUGGGAAAGUGCAGAUGACAGCACGGCCUCAGAUGAAAUCAGGCGGUCGGUUAUUGAGACUAGUCGAUCACUCAAAGAGCUGUUUCACGAGGCCAGGGAGCGAGCGUCCAAGGCUCUAGGCUUUGCCAAAAUGCUUCGCAAGGACUUGGAAGUCGCAGCCGAUUUCAGUAUCACCAACGGGGUGCCUUGUCUCCUCGAGGCGCUGAAGAAGAGAAACUAUGUCAAGGUUCAGAUUCCAGGUUUGGAAGAGCUGCAGGUUUUUGUCCCCUGUGGUUUGAUGGAUCAGCGGCCACUCAUCCUGCAGCUUCUCAACGCCGCUGCGGGUAGAGACUGCUCCAAGGAGCCGGAGGAGAUCGCUGAUGAUGAGGCCUACCUCCUCAUGAGUAAACACAGAACUGGGGACUCCACUGCUGAUUCUGACUGGGCUCAGUGGGAUGGAGAGUUGCUGAAACUGGUCCCCCAGAUGGAAACUGUUGACACUUUAAGUGCUAUGAAGGUGGAGAAUAUGCUCUUGAUAGUAAUGCAGUCUGCUCACCUGGUGGUCCAGCGAAAGGCCUUCCAGCAGUCCAUGGAGGAUGUGCUCACUCUUAGUCGGGAGCAAACAUCGAGCCAGCCUCUUAUUGCCAGUGCUCUGGAGGAGCUCAAGAAUGAGGCACUACAGCUAUGCAUUAAGAUCAACACCGCCAUUGACCGAGUGGAGUACAUGUUCACCACAGAGUUUGAGGCAGAGGUGGAGGAGUCUGAGUCAGCCACUCUGCAUCAGUACUACAGGGAGGCAAUGAUACAGGGCUACAAUUUUGCCUUUGAGUACCACAAGGAAGUGGUGCGCCUGAUGUCAGGGGAGUUCAGGCAGAGGAUCGGGGAGCGCUAUAUAGCUUUUGCCCGUAAAUGGAUGACCUAUGUCCUGACCAAAUGCGAGAGCGGCAGGGGCACCAAGCCCAGGUGGGCGACUCAGGGUUUUGAUUUUCUUCAGGCCAUUGAACCUGCCUUCAUAUCAGCAUUACCUGAGGAUGACUUCCUGAAUCUACAAGCUUUGAUGAAUGAAUGUAUUGGGCAUGUGAUUGGAAAACCUCACAGCCCGGUCACGGGGCUGUACAUCGCUCCCAGGAAUAGUCCUCGUCCCGUAAAAGUACCUCGUUGCCAUAGCGACCCACCAAACCCCAAUCUGUUCAUCCCCAAUGCUGAAGGGUUCAGCUCUCGAAGUCUUCCCUGCGAUCUCCGGAACCAGCUGUUCCCCAACGGCCCCCGCCCCGUCCCUCAGGGCCCGGGGGAACACAGCCACAUCAAAGCAGCAGGCGGCACCCCCAGUGACGUCAGGGGAUCCAGUUACCACGAGAAUGACCGUCUGUCAUCAGUUGCAGCCGAGUUGCAUUUCAAAUCUCUGAGCCGCCACUCCAGCCCCACAGAGGACAGAGAAGAACCCUCGUAUCCGAAGGUAGAUCCCAACAGCGCCGCCCGCCGAAGCUGGGAGCUCCGCACCUUCAUCAACCAGUCCAAAGACACGGCAGCACGGCAAAGCCCCAUGGAGGCCGUCCGUCGCUCCAUUCGCAAGUUCGAAGACAAGCGCUACGCCGUGAUGAAGCAGCGCAACAUUAUCGGCCAGGUGUGUCACACGCCCAAGUCCUACGACAACGUCAUGCACGUCGGGCUCAGGAAGGUGACCUUUAAGUGGCAGAGGGGCAACAAGAUAGGUGAGGGCCAGUAUGGGAAGGUGUACACUUGCAUCAAUGUUGACACUGGAGAGCUAAUGGCCAUGAAGGAGAUCCGGUUCCAGCCCAAUGAUCACAAAACAAUCAAGGAGACUGCGGAUGAGCUGAAAAUAUUUGAGGGCAUUAAACAUCCAAACCUUGUGCGAUACUUUGGAGUUGAGCUCCAUCGGGAGGAGAUGUACAUCUUCAUGGAGUACUGUGACGAGGGCACCCUGGAGGAGGUGUCCAGACUGGGGCUGCAGGAACACGUCAUCAGGCUCUACAGUAAACAGAUCACUACAGCCAUCAACGUCCUGCACGAACACGGCAUCGUCCACCGUGAUAUCAAGGGAGCCAACAUCUUCCUGACGUCGUCUGGUCUCAUUAAGCUGGGUGACUUUGGCUGCUCGGUUAAGUUGAGGAACAACACUCACACGAUGCCUGGGGAGGUGAACAGCACCCUGGGAACUGCAGCUUACAUGGCUCCUGAAGUCAUCACACGAGCAAAGGGUGAAGGUCAUGGGCGAGCAGCCGACAUCUGGAGUUUGGGCUGCGUCCUCAUCGAGAUGGUGACAGGAAAGAGACCCUGGCACGAGUACGAGCACAACUUCCAGAUCAUGUACAAAGUGGGCAUGGGCCAUAAACCCCCCAUCCCGGAGAAGCUGAGCACAGAGGGGAAGGACUAUCUCGGCCACUGUCUGGAGAGCGAACCCAAACGCCGCUGGACCGCCAGCAUGCUGCUCGACCACCCGUUUGUCAAGGUUUGUACAGAUGAAGAGUGAGACCUGCUCUGUGGCCUUCACGUUUACACAUUAAAGCACUACUGUACAUGCUGUCAGCAAAAGAAAAAGGAACUGUGGACUUUCGGGAAGCGCAAGUAACGGCUAAAGGCACAUGGAGCUAAACUGAGGAAGUAAUAUAAAAUCAUUUCAGAGGACAACUGGACCUAUGGAAUAUAGGGUUGUUGUGUCUUUAUGCACCCAUGGACUGUGGGGGGGGGGAUGGGGGACAGGGGUGGGACUGUACAUACUGUAAGAAUAGGAUUGGCUUUAAUUCUUGUAUAAACAAUAUUGUAAAGUUAAAGUAAUUAUUACCACGUUUGUUGUUCUCACUGGUAAAGAGACCUCUGAAAAGGCAUUGAUGAAUACCUUUUUUUUUUAUUUUAAACAAAUAUGUGUGUGUGUGGGGUGGAGGGGGCAAAUCUAUGGCACUUUUAAACUGUUUACCCAAGGGGUCAGUUGAGUAGAGGAGGGAGGAAUCUCAUGUCAGUCGCCCGGUGAGGCAGAGGAGGAUGCGGUAAACCUCACCGAACGGAAGGAGCCGCGGUUUACCUUGAUGAAAUGAGCACCAUCCAAAUAGUCCGAUUUAAUUUAUCACUCGUCGUUCUGGCGAGAGGGGGGGGGUGUCGCUAGGAAGGAUUUUAUUUUAUUACGUGUAUUUUUUCUUUGCCUUUCGCUGAGGAGUAAACGUCAAGUCGGAGCAAUGUUCAAGUCCACUGGUCACUGAUGAAGACCUGUUCAUGCGACUGGAGCGUAGCCGACAAAGAGGAGACACGGGGCCUGCUCUCCCUCCCUGCUGCUGAACACACAACUUCCACACAACCAAACAUAAGACGACGACACAACUUCUGGUCCUCUGCUGCUCUUAAAGUGUUUGCUAUGUACAAACAAUAUUAAUAAACCAAUUUGUUUUUAUAAGUGAAA
This is a messenger RNA of Hippoglossus stenolepis (Pacific halibut), 5983 nucleotides long. RefSeq names its product mitogen-activated protein kinase kinase kinase 4 (gene map3k4). The record is from RefSeq and is a predicted model, not a curated record. Gene Ontology annotation, molecular function: ATP binding; protein kinase activity. The coding region runs from base 371 to 5062 and encodes 1563 amino acids. Lineage: Eukaryota; Metazoa; Chordata; Actinopteri; Pleuronectiformes; Pleuronectidae. Gene Ontology annotation, biological process: MAPK cascade; protein phosphorylation. The transcript has 27 exons.